AUGUGGGUAGUGAUUGUUUUGGCUCAGGUGAAUGGACACAGUGCUGGUUGCUUGGAAGGGGAAAGGAGGGGUCUAUUGGAAUUCAAGGAGUUCCUCAAAUCCAACGGUGCUGAUGCAGACCAUCCUCUCCCUACCACACUGUCGGCUUUGAGAAAAUUGGAGACUCUAAAUCUUGAAUGGAACAAAUUUGAUGAUACCAUUCUGCCAUCUUUGAGUGCGCUUAGAUCCCUUAAGAUGCUUAAUCUUCGUGCAAAUAAAAUCGGGGGAUUAUUUCCAGCUCAUGAAUUAGCUUAUUUUGGGAACCUGGAAAGGUUGGAUCUAAGUGAAAAUCAACUUAAUGGCAUCCAAGGUUUGACAUCAGUCCGCCAUCUGGAGAUCUUAAAUUUAAGUGAGAAUAAUUUCUUUGCAAGUGUUCCUCCAUCCUAG
This is a messenger RNA of Camellia sinensis, 426 nucleotides long. The record is from RefSeq and is a predicted model, not a curated record. NCBI's taxonomy places the organism in Eukaryota, Viridiplantae, Streptophyta, Magnoliopsida, Ericales, Theaceae.